Clonostachys solani is the source of this 1452-nucleotide messenger RNA. The record is from the annotation of a GenBank genome assembly. Lineage: Eukaryota; Fungi; Ascomycota; Sordariomycetes; Hypocreales; Bionectriaceae.
AUGGCUGGCUUCACAGGGGACCCGAUCCUACAUACCUCAAAUAUCUCUUUCAACAAACUUGUCCAAGCUUCAACCAGUGUUUCGGGAAGCAAUAUCCUCCAGUCCCAAGGCCAAAAUGAGGCCGUUGUGGGUCAGUUGGGUGACUUCCAUCGUACUUUGUUGCGAAAAGGAAUUUCACUUUCCAUGACAGAGCCUACGAAUGCCAUGCAUCGGGUCUUGGUUUUGCUCCAGCACAGUCUCCCUCUGAUCAGUGGCCCCCAGCUCUCUGAUGACUACAACGCAGUGAUGCGGAGCGAAGAGCAGGGAAGACUGGAAAAGGCCGCCACCGAGUCUCCCUGCAAAGUCAUACGAGUAUAUCUAGCAGCCGCAAUAGGGAUGCUGAUGGGCAGAGGGCACAGGCAAACUGAGAGCUUCGCGACGCUGUUCAUUUUGACUGCGUAUCAGUUCAUGCCCCGGGUAUUUGCUCAGGCUAACGAUCGAGAGGCAGCCCAGUGCCUGACACUGAUGGCUGUUUUGGCCAUGUACACCCCGUUUGGGGGUUCUGCAUGGCAUCUCCUUGGCUUGGCCAUGACUCGAUGCAUUUCAGGGGGGAUGCAUACCGCAAGAGUGUCAGAUCACCGAUCCCAUGACGAAGGGCAAAAGAGCAGCAGCCGUGUUUUUUGGACCAUUUAUACGCUGGAUGCUAGUAUUCUCAGUGCAUCAUCGGGUCGACCCUUCAAUAUCCAAGACGAAGACAUUACUUCUGCGAGGCCAUCAAGGUCACGGGAACACACGGAUAGACUUGACGAGUUGCAUGCUUGGAAUGUCCACCAGGCCAAGCUUCUACACGACAUUCGUGCGUACCCCGGAAAGGGCACCUUAUAUCACUUCAGCAAUUACCAGCAUUGGAAAGAGACAGCCCCGUUGGCCAUGGCCUCUAUCGAAAAUGAAGAUGAGAGGUCAUUUCAUCAUUAUCAUUUCCAUUCCUCAGCUUGCCGGGUUCUGCUUGCGAUUGUUUGCAUAUGUGAGGCAAAUCGGGGUGGGCUCGAGAGCUCUAUGAUCAUGACACAGGCUACUCAGGAUUUCGAGCAGUACUUUGAGGCUCUGGAGAGGCAUGCGACCACGAAUGAUUGCACUCUUACGAGUGCGGAUGGUCUCGAGGUGUUCUCGACAGCCGUUGGUCUCAUCUGGGUCACCUAUCACCGGGCGACAAGCAACAGAUCACUUGCCGGAGUUGAUCGACAGGUCUUGGUACUGACGCAAAAGCCACUGCAGCUACUGACUCGAGUCUCGGGGAUAUUUUCUGCAUUCACGAUCUUCCGAGAUAUUUUGCAGAAUUUCACAAAUUCGAUCACUUCAGAGAGCGUGAUAUUUGACUACUCAACCAUCAGUCAAAACGGAGACUUCUCGAUCCCCGUGCCAGCUCAAACGUUGAUGCUACAGGCGCUAGAAAUGAAACGGAAUUUAUCAUGA